Messenger RNA from Callithrix jacchus (white-tufted-ear marmoset), 517 nucleotides. The record is from RefSeq and is a predicted model, not a curated record. Lineage: Eukaryota; Metazoa; Chordata; Mammalia; Primates; Cebidae.
GGUGUGAGCCACCACACCCAGCCAUAAAUUUUUUUUUUUAAGUGAUGUAUUUAGCUCUUCCUGCCAUCUUGGAUCCCUUGGAGGCCUGCUGGAAACAGGACUUCUAAAAGGAACUAUGUCUGGAAGGCUGUGGUCCAAGGCAAUUUUUGCCGGCUGUAAGUGGGGUCUUCAGAAACUAAGGGAGCACACAGCUCUUCUUAAAAUUGAAGGUGUUUAUGCCCAAGAUGAAACAGAAUUCUUUUGGGGCAAGAGAUGUGCGUAUGUAUACAAAGCAAAGAACAACACAGUGACUCCUGGCAGCAAACCAAACAAAACCAGAGUAAUCUGGGGAAAGGCCUAUGGAAACAGUGGCACGGUUCAUGCUAAAUUCCAAAGCAACCUUCCUGCUAAGGCUAUUGGACACAGAAUCUGAGUGAUGCUUACCCCUCAAGGAUUUAAACUAAUGAAAAGUCAAUAAAUAAAUGUGGAUUUGUGCACUUGUAUUUUUAAGUGGAUUAAAAAAUUUACCUUAAAAAAA